GCCAUUGGCUGUGAGAUAGAGCAGCAAUCCGGCUCAUAAACACGAUAUCUGCACAGAUUGCUGCGACGAUGACCCGUACCGUGGUUCUCCCCGACUACAAAGGGCCCGAAAGCGGGACAAUUCCCCCCGUGAUACUUGAUUCGGUGUGCAGCUAUGUGACAAACUUCAACGAUUUGCUGAACUGGAGUCUGAUGAACAAGGCCACAUACAACCAUGUCAUGAACAAUAACGAUCUCUGGAUACGCUACUUGCGGAAGUUAAAGCUGUGGGGGAAGCCGGCGACGACACCCCCUGCAAAGGCAGUUUCUAGAUCGGCGGCUGUCUCCACACCCGGAGAGCCGAUCCGAAGCGAUGACUUCAAGCUGAACCCCUUAAACUGUCUGGACUACCAGAUCGACGACCCGUAUAUGGCCAGGGCCACCUUUAUUGAGAUAUACUCGACCCUGGCGCCUAUAGUAAAGCAACUUUUGGUCGAGAGCUAUUCCAACUUCCAAAACUUGAGCAUUUUCAACACGUUCAGUACGCCGAUGAGCCAGGCCAAAUUAUUCACCAAUAUCGGAAACUUCCUUCCCAUCUAUGAAAGCUACGAGAAUUACGGCAACUUGAACAUCCGGUUCAAUACGAUCUUGAACUUGUUUGUCAAUUCCAUCAUUAGCGAGCUUGACGUCCAGCUCAAAGAUGAGAAGUAUCCAGUAGUGCUGGACUUGAUCACCUCGCUGGAUCACCUGUGCAUAACGAGCGACAGAAUUCCAAUCGAUCCCUUGGAAUCCUUACUAGAAUACUUUAUCAGCAAAUACAACGAAGACUACCUUUAUUUAUCAGCGGACGAUCUCGCCAAUCAGUGUUUCACAAGUGAGCCAGAUUUAUCAACCAAGAGGGGAGUAGUCAAGGGUUUUUCUUUCAACUUCGGUAAGGUCAGCGAGAUCUUUGACGAUAUUCAGAAGUUGCUAGACUCUCAGCUCAGCGAGAUACGAAAAAUCUUCAGUGCUGGUGGUAAGACUCAUAUAGCCGCCAAUCGUGACAUCGAUGAGAUUCCCAUCAUCUUGAAGAUAUUAGAAAACUUUCUUAGCAAUCACUUAAUUGGGGGAUUGAGUGAUAGGAUAAUUUCCAAGGCAAAACAGAUCGAUGCGUUGGACGAUAUCACAAAGCCAAAGCCAAAUUUGAUUGAUGUAAGAAAAAGUGAAGAGCUAGGACAGCUGGAUGAUAAUGUUCAUGAAGACGGCUCAGGAGCCAACACAAAGAAUCAAAUCCUAGAGGGGAAUCCGAACGUCAACAUAAUGAAUGAACAGUCCCUGUUUUUCCAGUGUGUCCCUUACCUUCAUUCCAAAUUAAUUUCAACGUUACAAAACUUGAACUAUCCACAAACUGAAAUUAUACUGGACUCUAGCACUAAAACCAAAAUGGACUACGUCAAAGUCGUCUGUGAGUUUGUCAAUUACUACUACGAGCAAUAUCUUAUUGAAUUUUCUAACGAGCUUCCUAGACAGUGUCAUAUAUCACUAAUCCAGCUCAUUUCCUCAUGGCAAACUAAUAAUCAAAAGGUGCAGAGAAACAUGGAACACGAAAUUUUGAAACUAGUUGAAGAAGAUGAAGAUGACAACAAAAGAUUUAAUUUCGAAAUAUUCAACACUUUUUCCAAUCUUUUCACCUUCAAGUCCAAGCCCGAUGAUGUGGAGACGAAAGAGGUCAGCGGAGAAAGUGAAAAGCAGACGGACAAUGAGGUGAAGCUUACAAAGAUGGCGGCUAAAUUGAAAAUCCUAGUAACAAAAGUCGAGUCCUUGAAAACGUUGGUUAGUAUUGAUCUAACUGUUUUACUUUUACAGCAUAUCAAAAAUAGUUACGAUUUAUUGUUAGGUUUGACAAAGUACUCGACAACAGAGCAGUUGAACAAGCAAAUUUACAAGACCUGCAUCAACAUUUUCAGUGAUAUGUUGACAAUAUUGAUCAGCAAUCAUAUAAAGCCUGGUUUUCUUGAGGCGUUACAAAGAUUGAAGAAUUACAAACCCGUGAACUUAAACCAUGGUGGAGCAGAUUAUGAGAAUAAGACAGAUGGUACCUUGGAACCGGUGAACAACUUUAUUGAACUUGUCGACGUUGGUGAUUUGAUUUUACAGAUGAUCAGCGUGUUUUACAAUCAUGAAUUAAUCCAGAGUGGAAUUAUACCAGUGAAGAAUCAACAUUCCAGAGAUUUUCUUCGCAUGAACAAUAUUGAAAAGUCUAUUAAAUUAAUGGAGUCUACUUUAGAUACCUAUGUGGCGAAUGGUUUAGACAUCAGUAUUGACAUUAUAAUCUCUGAAAUCCGUUUCAAAGUUGAAGAAUGUGUUGGAGCUAUUCCACUAAAUUCCAAAUCCAAAUCUUCUACGUAUUCGACAAUGUCAUCAAGGCCUAAAUCUAGGCCACCUCAAUCCUCAUCAUCUAUGAUGACAAGCAAUACGGUCACCACUACCAACACUAACAAUUCAAUUAACACCAAUAUGACUAAUGCCAGCACUAUUCCAGGUAUUGAAUCGACCGUUUACAAUCUGAUCAGCAUUGAAACCUUGCCACUUAAUGAGGGUAGAACAAGUGAAUGGUGUGCUAUAUGCCUAGAGGUUUUGGAAAGCCAUUUCAGUCUGCUCCAGGAUUCGAUAGAUAAGUCGAUUAUGGAUGUUUUCAAGCAGGAACUUGGAGAUAGGCUAAUAACGUUGUUAAUCCAAUUGUUGAUGAUGAAGUUCAAGAUUUCCAAUGUUGGCGGCAUCCAGUUCAGCUUUGACAUCAAUACUUUGUACUCAUACUACCAAAAGAACAGGAUAAAGCCUGCAAUUGAAUAUCUCAUUGGAUUCAAGAAAAUUGAUCAGCUAUUUCUUGUCGAUUGUUCCGGUCGUGCUUCUAGCGAGUUUAAACCACAGUGCAAGGAACUUGGGAAGUUGAUUAUUGAUUUGGGCAGAGAAAAUGGAGUGUUUACUCCCGAGGAAGUUUAUCAGUUUGUUUCAAGACGGAGCGACUGGGACAGAAUAAAAAAGAAUGUGGACAAGGUAGUGUAUGGUUUUGGAGCCGACGAUUGUAUCAUUAUGUGAGAGGUGAAAUCAAUAAAAAAUGACAUACACCUUUAUAUUCAGUGUAGAAGCAAGCAUAUGUAUUUAUAUAAAAAAUUCAACAACUAUUCAAAGCAUUAGCAA
Molecule: messenger RNA, 3158 nt
Organism: Pichia membranifaciens NRRL Y-2026
Lineage: Eukaryota; Fungi; Ascomycota; Pichiomycetes; Pichiales; Pichiaceae
Exons: 1
Coding region: 69-3056 (995 amino acids)
Biological process (GO): Golgi to plasma membrane transport; exocytosis
Cellular component (GO): exocyst; cytoplasm
Source: RefSeq, a predicted model, not a curated record